This is a messenger RNA of Meleagris gallopavo (turkey), 980 nucleotides long. NCBI's taxonomy places the organism in Eukaryota, Metazoa, Chordata, Aves, Galliformes, Phasianidae. The record is from RefSeq and is a predicted model, not a curated record.
AUGCGGCCGCGCUACGAGCACGCCACGUUCCUGUCCGCCUGCCGUCCCCAGCGCCUCUGGGUGUUCGGCGGCGCGCACCGGGCCGGGAACCGGAGCUGCGUCCAAGUGCUGGACCCCGAAAUAGGAACCUGGGAGAGUCCCGAGGUGAGGGGUGUUCCGCCACUGCCCAGGACUUUCCACACCUCCUCGGCAGCUAUAGGAGACUGUCUGUAUGUCUUCGGAGGGGGAGACAAGGGAGCAGAGCCAGUUAAAGACCAGCAGCUUCACGUCUUUGACGCAGUUGCUUUGACAUGGACUCAGCCUGAAACCCAUGGCGAUCCCCCUUCUCCUCGGCAUGGACACGUUGUUGUUGCAGUUGGGACCAAGCUUUUCAUACACGGAGGUUUAGCUGGUGAUAUUUUUUACAAUGAUCUGUUCUGCAUUGAUACAACAGACAUGAAGUGGGUUAAGAUAGCAGCCACUGGUGAUGUGCCAGGAGGGCGGGCAUCCCACUCAUCGGCUGUGUUUAAAGACCACUUAUACAUUUUUGGUGGAAUAGGUCCAGAUGGGACACUAGAUACUACAUACAAGUAUCAUAUAGAGGAACAGCAGUGGACACUCCUGCAGUUUGAUUCUCCUCUGCCUGCUGGGAGACUGGACCAUGCCAUGUGUGUCAUUCCUUGGCGGGCUGGCAACAAUGCUGAUUCAGGAGCUGUCACUAGGGAAGAUAAAGCUGAGCCAACUGCAUCAGCUGGUGACAGAGCUGAGCACCUCUGCAGAGGCCAGGAUGAGAAGGCAUGUACUGAAGACACAAUGAUGCAUCUGCUGUUAAUAUUUGGUGGAAUGGAUACACAAGCAGAGAUAUAUAGGGACUGCAUUGUAAGUUUGAUUGAAUAGUCCAGCUGCAGCCCUUCACAGCACCAUCCCUUUCCUUAGAAGUUUUUUGUAGCAGUGUCUGAUUAAGGUCUCUAUUUCCAAUAAACAAAUUCUUGCCCUCAUAA